This is a messenger RNA of Chenopodium quinoa (quinoa), 1205 nucleotides long. RefSeq names its product syntaxin-61-like. Gene Ontology annotation, cellular component: membrane. The record is from RefSeq and is a predicted model, not a curated record. The transcript has 8 exons. Gene Ontology annotation, biological process: intracellular protein transport; Golgi vesicle transport. NCBI's taxonomy places the organism in Eukaryota, Viridiplantae, Streptophyta, Magnoliopsida, Caryophyllales, Amaranthaceae. The coding region runs from base 218 to 946 and encodes 242 amino acids. Gene Ontology annotation, molecular function: SNAP receptor activity.
UCUCUAGAGUCUAUACCGAAACAGUUAAAAAACAAAAAAAGUGAUACUCGUAUAUUUCCCUAAAACUUGCUAGAUUCCUAAGGCUCGAAUCAAUCUCUCUCCCAGAGACUCAGACAAGCACCAGACCUUUCGAACUCCGAAAGAAGAAGUGCACCCAAAAAAUUUCAGCUUGUCAAUUCUUAGCUUGCAAUUGGAAUCUACACCACUUGGUUUCUUCAUGUCCUCCGCUCAAGAUCCAUUUUACAUUGUAAAAGAGGAGAUCCAAGAUUCCAUUGAUAAGCUAUUAUCGAGCUUUCGUCAAUGGGAGCAUGCUGUUUAUGGUUCCGGAGAGCAAGUACGCCUCACCGAGGAGCUUCGUACUGGUUGUGAGAGUAUUGAGUGGCAGGUUGAUGAGCUGGACAAAGCAGUUUCUGUGGCUGCGAAAGAUCCUGCUCACUAUGGUAUCGAUGAGGGUGAGCUGGAAAAACGUCGCAGAUGGACCAGAACAGCACGUGAUCAGGUGGGCUCUGUGAAGAAAAAAGUAUCAUCUGGAAAGGAGCUGAGCUACCAUGAUUCUCACCUGGAACUGAUGAGGCUUCCAAUGGAACACCCACAUCAGACAGAAAGGUCCAACCAAUACGGGCACCACACUGAUGACUACAUAUCAUCAGAAUCCGAUAGACAGAUGCUUCUGAUAAAACAACAGGAUGAAGAGCUUGAUGAACUGAGUGCCAGUGUUCAGAGAAUUGGAAGUGUUGGGCUUACUAUUCAUGAUGAAUUACUUGCUCAGGAAAAGAUAAUUGAUGAUUUGGGUGUUGAAAUGGAUAGCACCUCAAACCGGUUGGAUUUCCUUCAGAAAAAGGUCGCAAUUGUUAUGAAAAAGGCAGGAGCCAAGGGCCAGUUAAUGAUGAUAUUGUUCUUGGUUGUUCUGUUUAUAGUACUAUUCAUUCUCGUUUUCUUUACUUAAGAUAGGAAUAUACUCUACGAAUGUGGUUUUGCUCAGGUUUGGAAAUUCUACUGGAAAAUAGAAGAGAAAAAGACUGAUAUAUUUUUUUGUGUAAUAUUUGGUCAAUCUGUCUUGUAGAUUAUUUUAUCAGAAAAAAAAAGAUUUAUUUUAUAGCUUUAAUAUGAUUAAUCAAAAACUAUUGUGUGCCUCAAGCGUACGGUAUUUAUGAUGUACAAAUGCUCUAUUGGGUACUUAUAACCAGCUUAGGUCCGUCUUCUAA